Pungitius pungitius (ninespine stickleback) is the source of this 930-nucleotide messenger RNA. RefSeq names its product A disintegrin and metalloproteinase with thrombospondin motifs 20. The annotation marks the transcript as partial. The record is from RefSeq and is a predicted model, not a curated record. Gene Ontology annotation, molecular function: metalloendopeptidase activity. Lineage: Eukaryota; Metazoa; Chordata; Actinopteri; Perciformes; Gasterosteidae. Gene Ontology annotation, biological process: extracellular matrix organization; proteolysis. Gene Ontology annotation, cellular component: extracellular matrix. The transcript is spliced from 6 exons.
AGAACUCCAAGAGGCCGAUUGCUCCUCAGAGCAGGUGGAGCUUGGGAGAGGAGCUGGACUCUCUCAGAUCCGUCGUGGCCGACCGACACGCCCGCGACAGCGACGGCGGCGCCGCUGGCGCCGCGCGGCGGCCCCAGGCCCCGCGCAGACGCAAGCGCUUCCUCUCCUACCCCCGCUACGUCGAACUGAUGGUGACAGCGGAUGCCAAAAUGGCGCGUCACCACGGGCGCAACCUGGAGCACUACAUCCUAACAAUCAUGUCAGUAGUAGCAGCGGUGUACAAGGACCCGAGCGUGGGAAACCUCAUCAACGUCGUGAUCGUCAAGCUGGUCAUCGUCCACAAUGAACAGGAAGGGCCCACUGUGAGCUUCAACGCCGCCACGACGCUCCACAACUUCUGUGUCUGGCAGCAGAGCCAAAACUUCCCGGACGACAGCCACCCCUCUCACCACGACACGGCACUCCUCAUCACCAGGGAGGACAUCUGCCGCGCGAAAGACAAAUGCGACACGUUAGGCCUUGCAGAGCUGGGGACCAUGUGCGACCCGUACCGGAGCUGCUCCAUCAGUGAGGAAAACGGAAUAAGUGCCUCCUUUACCAUCGCUCAUGAGCUGGGCCAUGUGUUCAACAUGCCUCACGAUGACAACCCAAAGUGCCGGGAGGCGGGCAUGAAGCACCAGUAUCAUGUCAUGGCCCCCACCCUGAACUACGACACCAACCCCUGGUCGUGGUCCAAGUGCAGCCGCAAGUACAUCACCGAGUUCCUAGAGUAGGUACCCCGCUCUCCUCGGGCGUGAACCCGGAUUCAUCAUGGAAAAAAAAUAUGGGGGCUUCCUCUAGCCCCCACCUCACAUGAUCACCAGCACAUUUCUCACCCGCCAUUAACUUUCGCUUGUUGUGACGUGGGCGGCCAAACAAACCGCCGCAACG